Arabidopsis arenosa is the source of this 1013-nucleotide messenger RNA. Lineage: Eukaryota; Viridiplantae; Streptophyta; Magnoliopsida; Brassicales; Brassicaceae. The record is from the annotation of a GenBank genome assembly.
AGCUAGUGUAUAUUUAUCACCAAGUUUUUGUGUUGACGAAUUUAUUCAUGCAUCCAUCAAAUAUCCACUUUCACCUGCCCUCUCACAUUAUUUUUUCGAUAGUAUCAGAAAUACAAAAACUUCACAUUCUUUUCACAACAAAAUGUCCUCUCUAGUAUUCUUCAAUUACAGAGGUGCGAAGCUGCGUUACAGCUUCGUCAGCCACCUCAGUGAUGCCUUUGAGAGACAUGGUAUCAACUUCUUCCUAGACAAUCAUGAACAGAGGGGCAAAGAUCUUGCAAAUCUCUUUGUGCGAAUCGAAGAGUCGAGGAUCGCACUAGCCAUCUUCUCCACAAGAUAUGCAGAGUCGAGUUGGUGUAUGGAUGAGCUUGUGAAAAUGAAGAAAUGUGUGGAUAAAGGAAAGCUCAAAGUCAUUCCUAUCUUUUACAAGAUUAGGGCAAGAGAUGUGAGAGGACAGACAGGAAAGUUUGGUGACAAAUUUUGGGAGCUAGCAAAGGUUUCUCGUGGAGAUAAGAUCAAGAAGUGGAAGGAUGCUUUAGAAUGUAUCACCGGGAAGAUGGGUUUGUCCUUGGGAGAAAAGUGUUCCGAAGCCGGUUUUAUUAUGGAAAUCAUUAAGGAAGUUAAGAUAGUUUUAGCCGCAAUUGGACGUGAAGGAAAAGAACAUAAUUAUGUUAGUGUUUUAAAAAAUAAGAAGAGAAAGAUUUGGAAUUGUACAUAUGAACCUGUUCACUACAAAAGGAGCAACAUCCAGAAGUUCUAAAGUAAAACUCAAGCACAUCUUCAGCGGCGUCAAGUGUUUAAAAUGAUGUGAUUAGUUUCUUUGUUGUGGAGAUCAUGUACCUUGAUUUUGUGUAAGACUGUAAGGUAAGAGAGUAUAGAAGAAAUUGUAUAAUAAUAAUUCAAAAAUAGCUGGAUCACUCUUUAGGUUUUCUUCUUGGUUCUUCUAAUGCAUGUGAACUCUAUAUUUAGCCUAUUGUUGGGAGAUAUUAUAGGAAUAUAAUUUCAUGUAUUUC